Molecule: messenger RNA, 1528 nt
Organism: Parasteatoda tepidariorum (common house spider)
Lineage: Eukaryota; Metazoa; Arthropoda; Arachnida; Araneae; Theridiidae
Biological process (GO): phosphatidylethanolamine biosynthetic process; CDP-choline pathway
Cellular component (GO): cytoplasm
Molecular function (GO): ethanolamine kinase activity; choline kinase activity
Source: RefSeq, a predicted model, not a curated record
CAAAUUGCUUCGUGGUGUUCGAGACGAAUAUUUAUAGAAAGUCUUUCGCAUUUUACUUCCGCGUCGUGUUAUGACGGUAGUUAAAACAAGCGCUGCGCACGUGUUAGCUGUCUUAUACUCAGUUGAUUAAUAUGACUGGUUUUUAUCGUGUCGAAUAGCUAUCAUGCCACGUUAAAGAUUCAAAUCCCGAUUACAAAUCUAUGAAAGUAUAUUUUUAAUCAGGAACAAAAUCUGAAUAUGUAGCUAAAGUUUAAAGAAGAAAAAAAAAGCACAAUGACAAGUGAAAUGAAUGAAAACAAUAUUAAAGAAGAAGCUUUUAGACUUUGCAAGGAUUUCCUAGGCCAACCAUGGACUGACAUACCUAUUUCUAAAUUUAGCAUUUCAACUGUGAGCGGUGGCGUCUCAAAUGCUCUCUAUUGCUGCUCCCUUGCAAACGAUGUGGUGAUAGAAAAUGCGAACACACCUCGCAGAGUGCUGUUAAGGAUCUAUGGACCACUACAGGAAGAAGAGCAUAAGAAAGUGACCGAAACAACUACCUUUGUGAUCUUGUCUGAGAAAAAAUUAGGACCCAAACUGUACGGAGUGUUCCCAAAUGGAAGAAUCGAAGAAUAUAUACCAUCAAAACAUUUGCCCUCACACGAUCUCAGGAGGUUGUCUACAUCAAUUGCAAGAUCUAUGGCUAAGAUUCAUGCAUUGAACCUACCACUCAGAAAAGCACCGGAUACAUGGUUAAAUCACGUGACAAAGUGGCUUGAAGACAUAAAAAACUUCAGAGCUCGUGAAACUACAGAGGUCGUCAUGUAUAAAGAAGAGAUGGAUUUCUUAAGAAAAGAAAUAAAAAAUUUUAGUUCUCCAUCAGUUUUCUGCCACAAUGAUCUCGUCCAAGGAAAUAUUCUGCUGCCUGAUGAGUGUGCUGAUGAUUUAGAGCCAAAUCUUAUUAUCAUUGAUUUUGAAUUCGGGGGAUACAACUGUAGAUCUCACGAUAUUGCAAACCAUUUGUGUGAGUGGGCAUAUGACUAUGAUGUUAGUGAACCACCUUAUUUCACUUUCGAUAUCAACAGAUAUCCAACAGAAGAGGAAAAGAUCAGAUUUAUUCAAUCUUAUGUAAAUCAACUAGUUUUGGAAAAAAUUAUUAAGCCAUCAGAAAUUGAGGCAGAAACAAACAAAAUUUUGAAAGAAAUUGAGUUUUUCAACAUGGCCACUCAACUCUAUUGGGCAGUAUGGGGAGAAAAGAACAAAUCUGAUGCAAAAGUUGGCAUAUUCCAUCAAGAAAAUUUAAAAACGAGAAUGACAAGUUACUGGAGAUUCAAGAAAAAUUAUUUGGCAAAAAGAGCUUGUGAAUAGAGCGUGAAAAGGUUCAACAUCAUGAUAUCGAGCUGAAACAAAUAACGCUAUGAAAUUAGCGUUGGUACCCAGCUGGUUGGUUUCCUGGUACGCUUGAUAUUAAUUGAACGAUCGUAAAAAAACUGCAUGUUUUGUAAAAAUCAUUUAUUAAAAAAUGUAGGAGAGAAAUUAAAAAAAUUUAUAU